AUGUCAUACUAGCAACAACGUAUUUAAAACAUUUAAGAAUAUAAGUACACUUCUGAAACAAAGACUGUGCGUUCUAAUACUCCUUAAACACGUGAAACAAGAUAUCAAAUACAUGAAACUUCAAUUGAUAAUAUCAGAUCUACUCCAGAAAGUAGAUAAUAAAAAUUGAGUCCAUAGAUAUGUCAAUUUUUAAUGGCUUGUGAAAUUGAGAGAUUAGGAUCAGAAAAUGAAAAAUUACGUUUCAGAAUUAAAGAAAUUUAAGAUAAUACUUAAGAUAGACAUCAUUUAGAAUAAUAAAUAAUAGAUUUGACUAAUAAAUUGAAUGAAAUGAUUAAUAUUGUAGAGACUCAUAAAAUAGAGAAAUCUGAAUUAAUUAUUCAAAUUACAACAUUAUAAGAGGAAAUUCAUGAAUAAAAAGAACUAUAAAAUAAUUAUUAUGAGAGUAGAGUUGUAAAUCUCUCUAAUUAAAUUGAUAAUCUUACAUUAUAAUUAAGAGAAUUUGAGACUAUAAAAUUAGAUGAAAUGCAAGUUUUAAGAAAUUAAUUGGAAUCUGAAAUGAAAACUGAAAUAGUAUUAUAAUAAUAUUUAUAUAAUAUAGGAAAAGGCAAUAUAAACAUAAGAACUUAAUUCUUAAUAUUAGAGAGAAUUCUUAGAAGGAGAAUUAAAGAAAUGGAAAGAUUUGUGUAAUUAAAAAUAGAAGGAAAAUGAUGAAUUAAAAAAUGUUAUUCUUUAAAAGGAAAUAAAUAAAUAAAGAGAAUUAGAAAAUCAAUUAUAAUCAUAUAAAAAUGAAACUGAAAGAGUUAAUAAAUUAUUGGUUUCAAAAUCAGAGGAAACAGAAAAUUGGAAAUAAAAGUAUCUUAAAUUAUAAUUAAUGAAUGAUGAUUAUAAACGAAUCUAAUAGGAGAAUUAAUAAUUAAAUGAUACUAUUCUUGUUUUAGAAAGUUAAUUGAAAUAAAGAUAGGAAUAAUAAAAUUAAAUCAAAUAAUAAUUAGAAAAUGCCAAUAAUUGUAUUUACUAAAUUUCAUAUUAGAGUUUCUUAGUGAAAAGAGCAAAGUAAAUUAAUUGUUAACAGAAUAACAAGAUAUUUAAAAGAAGAAAUAAGAAGUUGAAGGUAGAUAUCAAAAUCUUUUACUUGAAGUAGAUAAAUUGAAUCAAAUUAUCAAGCAAAAGGAAUAGAUUACUAUCACUUAAACUACAAAGUAUUAUUUAUGAAUAUAAUUUAAGAAUUGAAGAAUUUUAAAGCACUUUUGUAUAAUAUAGAAAUACAAUAGAAGAUAAAUCUUAAGAAAUUGAAAAUCUUAGAAGAUUAUUAACUAAAUUACAAUAACAAAUUAUUUAAUUAGAGGAUUAAGUAGAAUAAUUAAAGAAAUUUUAAGAAAAUGUAAUUAUCUAUAUUAAAUUAUAUAGUGUAGAGUGUUAUCUGCAGAAAUUGAUAGAUUAAAUGAUGAAAUUAAAGUAUAAGAUGAUGAAUUAAGAUAAUGGAGAAUGUAAUAUGCUGAUGAGGGUUCCAUAAUAAAAAAACUAUAAGAUUAAUUAUAGAUUAUUGUAGUUUUGGCUAGUGAAGUUGAAAGUUUACGUAUGAGAUUGCAUGAUAAAGAAUAAGAAGUAGAAGAUGUAAGAAGAUCAAGUUUAGCACCUUAUAAAAUUUGA
Messenger RNA from Paramecium primaurelia, 1650 nucleotides. The record is from the annotation of a GenBank genome assembly. NCBI's taxonomy places the organism in Eukaryota, Ciliophora, Oligohymenophorea, Peniculida, Parameciidae.